This is a messenger RNA of Dissoconium aciculare CBS 342.82, 1519 nucleotides long. Its product is annotated as MFS general substrate transporter. NCBI's taxonomy places the organism in Eukaryota, Fungi, Ascomycota, Dothideomycetes, Mycosphaerellales, Dissoconiaceae. Gene Ontology annotation, molecular function: transmembrane transporter activity. Bases 277 to 1401 code for a protein of 374 amino acids. Gene Ontology annotation, cellular component: fungal-type vacuole membrane. The transcript has 3 exons. The record is from RefSeq and is a predicted model, not a curated record. Gene Ontology annotation, biological process: transmembrane transport.
CUAUCAACGGAGAUGCACAGAGUCUGAGCGAAAAGGCUUCGCAUACAGAGCCAACCUUGCGAGCGAUUUCGACGCCUUCAGACAUUGAACAAGAAUUGCCUGCAACCCAAGCAGCUCCCGCUACACUCGUAGCGCCGAACGGCGGUUUGCUCGCCUGGCUACAGGUCGCUGGAUCGUUCUGCAUCUUCCUAAAUACCUGGUAAGAGACAACCGAGAGUGGAUUAUCAUGGCCAAAUUCAGCGCCGACUUUUUUGUCAUCACAGGGGAGUUGUGAACAUGUACGGCGUUUUUCAGGCAUACUAUGCGACCGACAUCGCACAGACUUCUUCCGCUUCAGACAUCUCGUGGAUUGGAUCCGUACAAGUCUUCCUGCUCUGCUUUGUGGGCACAAUCGUUGGUCCCGUCUACGACGCAGGAAAAUGCCGUCAUCUGCUGGUUGUCGGUACCAUAUUGUCGCUUCUGGGCAUGUUCACAACGAGCGUGUGUCAAAGCUAUUGGCAAUUGUUCCUUGCGCAAGGUGUGGCGACCGGUUCCGGGUUUGGUUGUCUGUUCUUACCGGGUGUCACGAUCGUCUCUCAAUACUUCAGCACCCGCAAGGCUUUCGCUACAGGUAUUGCUUCAUUGGGGAGUGGCAUUGGCGGAGUGAUCUAUCCCAUCAUGUGGACACGACUUCAGCCCCAGGUCGGCUUCGGUUGGGCCACUCGAAUCGUCGCGUUCGUGAUGCUUGUGACAUUGAUCGUGCCAGUCGUCGUCUUGAAACCGCUCAUUCAGCCAAACUCACGCCGAACGCUGUUGGAUUUCAAGUCCUUCCUGGAUCCACCAUUUGUGCUCUUCGGCGGUGGAAUCUUAUUCGGAUACAUGGGAAUCUACGUGGUAUUCUUCUACAUCCAGCUAUACGCGCAGUCUCGGGCCAACGUCGACUCAAAUCUCGCCUUCUACCUCCUGGCCAUCACCAACGCCGGCUCCAUCUUCGGUAGGAUUCUGCCAAACUUUGUUGCCGACAUCAUUGGAACGCUCAACGUCAUGAGCAUAGUCGCCUUUGCAGCAGCGAUAAUGAGUCUAUCUCUGCUCGCCAUUCGCAAUGUUCCUGGCAUUAUAGUGUUCUGUGUCCUGUUUGGUUGUUUCACAGGCACGUUCAUGAGUCUACCGGCACCGACUACUGCGAGUCUCUCAGCGAAGCACAUGUCAUCGCUGGGUGCAAGAAUGAGCAUGGCUUUCAUGACGGCUGCUAUUGGAUCGUUGGUCGGAAGUCCCAUUGCUGGCGCGAUCCUGGCACAGAAUGGUGGCGAGAAUUGGAACGGUCUUCUUAUUUGGGCAGGGGUCCUGAUGGUCAUUACUACAGCAUGUAUGCUGGCAGCGCGAACUGCCAAACUUGGUUUCAAGCUGUCUGCUAAGGCUUAGAAGGUUGAUUCUGCGACCUGACGCAUGCACCACAAGUCCUCUCAGCCUUCCAGCAGCUCAGAACCACACCAUGCCCGACUCGAAAGAAUGGAGCCCUUGAAGGCACCGUCUCUCAAAA